AUGGCGGACCCAACGGGGUCAUGGCGGACCCAACGGGGUCAUGGUGGACCCGACGCGGACCCGACGGGGUCAUGGUGGACCCAACGGGGUCAUGGCGGACCCAACGGGGUCAUGGUGGACCCGACGCGGACCCGACAGGGUCAUGGCGGACCCAACGGGGUCAUGGCGGACCCAACGGGGUCAUGGUGGACCCGACGCGGACCCGACGGGGUCAUGGUGGACCCGACGGGGUCAUGGCGGACCCAACGGGGUCAUGGUGGACCCGACGGGGUCAUGGUGGACCCAACGGGGUCCUUCACGCUGAACAUCUCGGUGCGGCAGCUUAUUUGUGGAUAUUAUCAACGACCUAAAGACCUCUGCUGCUCGACGUGUCUCUCGCUGUCUGUUUCCUCUCCAACGACUGUACCGUGUGGCGUGUGCGUGGCGUGUGCGUGGCGUGUGCGUGGCGUGUGCGUGGCGUGUGAAACCGGUGAUGGUGAGGUGUUGCCAGGCGACCGGCUGACGGUGUCUCCUCUCGCCGUCUGCAGGAAGCUGACCCUGUGCCAGGCCCUGACCUUCGUCCUGCUGCUGCUGGCUCCCGGCUGCCCGGCGUCCCCGCAGAGCUCCUGGGUCUCUUCAUGGCAUCCCUCCGGCGAGGCCUCAUCGGGCCGUCCGGCGCGCGCCCGCCGGCAGCUGCACUACAGGAACGAGUGGGCGGCGUGGAGCGGCUGGUCCGUCUGCUCGCGCAGCUGCGGGGGCGGAGCCUCGGUGAGGACGCGCACCUGCGUCACCAGGAACCCGGUUGGAGGGCCGUGUGCAGGAGAUCCCAGACAAUACAAGAUCUGCAACACUAAGGAGUGCCCCCCCAGCUCUGAGGAUUUCAGAGAGAUGCAGUGUGCUGCUUUCAAUGACCGGCCGUUGGUGGCUGGAAACUCCUUCAAAUGGACCACUUUUCACGGAGGCUCCGACCCGUGUGGACUGAGCUGCCUGGCGCUCGGUCACAACUUCUACUACAACUUCGGCCGCGUGCUCGACGGCACGCCGUGCGACAAGGAGCCCGACGCGCUGUGCGUCAACGGACGCUGUCUGACCCCCGGCUGUGACUCCAUCCUGGGCUCCCAGCAGCAGGAGGACGCCUGCAUGGUGUGUGGAGGCCUGAACACCACCUGCCUGCACCACAAGAGCGUGUACCAGAGCGACGGUCUGGAGGCAGGCGGACCUUUUGGGUACAACGAAGUGGCCAUGAUACCAGCCGGAGCCACUCACAUCCGAGUCACCGACAACAGCAGGAACUACCUGGCCCUCCAGAACGGUCGCUCCCAGUUCGUGAUCAACGGGAACUGGAAGAUCAGCAUCCCGGGCGAGUACAACGUGGCCGGGACGAAGCUGCUGUACCGGCGCUCGGCGGACACCUGGGAGAGCUUCGAGGUCCCAGGACCGACCAAGGAAGACCUCCAUUUAAUGGUGCUGGCGACCGACAGGAACCCCGGCAUCGAGUACGAGUACUGGCUGCCGCCGGGCCAGUACGCCCUCCACCACGGGAGGAGGAGUCCACUGCGUCAGGCUCAUCACAACGACAACUACCUCCCCUGGGAUCAACCCACCCCCCCCACCACCACCAGGCCCCCCCCCGUCACCACCCGACCCCACUGGUUUUUAAGGCCUGUGAAGCCGCCCCGCCAAUCUCUCCACCAGAACCGCCGGCAGCGCCCCCACCAGCCCGUCCUGCCCCGUCUGGAGCGGGAGGAGAACCACAGAAACCUCCUUCCUCAGCCUCCACCUGGAAGGCAUUGUGGGAAGUGUCGGCGGGUCAAAGGUCGGAGGGAACGCCAGAGACAGUAUUGCCAGAAGGACUUCGUCUUCCGCGGCCGAGUCCUCGGGAAGCUGUACCGCGGCGAGGAGACGCGCUACGACCUCCAGGUCAUCCACACCUACCGCAACGGCUUCCGCCUGGAGCACCGCGAGUUCCUGUGGGUCCAGAACGUGUGCGACUGCCCCGACCUGCGCGAGGGGAACCAGUACAUCCUGAUGGUCCGGCGCCACAUCAACCACGAGCGCACGCUCAACCGCAUCCUGCUGGAGGAGGACAGCUACGUGGCGCCCUACAGGCCGCGAGAGGACGAGCUGCUGCGGCCGCUGGAGAGGCUCUGCAGCAACCGGGUGGCCAAGCAGCCUGCGUGAGAGCGUGUGUGUGUGUGUGUGUGUGUGUGUGUGUGUGUGUGUGUGUGUGUGUGAAGCUUUCAUCCACUUCCAACGUUUUCCUUUUCUGGACCUUCAAGGCAUCACCAGAGUGGCGUCUCCGGAGGAAAGGAACCCCCCAAAGAGACUCCAGGUUUAUUUAAGAGCCCGACCAGCUGACUGUACCACGUAGAGCACUUUAGGUGGAAGCUCCUUGUAAACGCAGAGAGAGGAACAUUGACCGAAAUGGCCUUUUUAUCAUUUAAUUUCUUCUUUUUAAAAAAAAAAUAUAUAUAUAUAGUAUUUUUUGUGAGUAAACUUAAAGGAAAAAAUCCACCUCAAAACACGCAGACGAACUUUGAUCCUAUAAAAAAAACAUUUUGAUUUUCUCCUGCUUGUUUUUCGGGUGAGAGGAACCCGGAGCACAAAGUGCUGCCGCGAUGAAGCCGAUGGCCAGAACUUAAACCGGAAGUAUGAUUUAAAUGAUGAGACUCCAGUGUUUCUCUAAGUUGAGCAACGUGUUUCCAUUCCGGUAUCGAGCGUGUUUUACUUUCCAUCCACCGGACAGCGCCGUUCGGUCAGGAGGACAAAAGCUCUGUAAUCUGCCCGGAAACGAAGAAGUCGGCUCGGUCACCUGGGAACGCGGCUAUUAAGGAUAUUAAAUCGCGGCUAUUGAGGAUAUUAAUAGCCGCGUUUCGUCGUUGUGUAUUAUUACGCACAUUUUAAAGUAUAGCUUUAAAAAAUCUCUAUAAAAAAAAAAAGUGAAUUAAAAAAAACUGGAUUCAAAAAUGCUUUUGCAGAGAAAUAGCAUAGCAAAUAUUU
This is a messenger RNA of Cyclopterus lumpus (lumpfish), 2979 nucleotides long. It is a transcript of the gene adamtsl5, whose product is annotated as ADAMTS like 5. The coding region runs from base 1 to 2160 and encodes 719 amino acids. Gene Ontology annotation, molecular function: protein binding; metalloendopeptidase activity. Gene Ontology annotation, cellular component: extracellular matrix. Gene Ontology annotation, biological process: extracellular matrix organization. The transcript is spliced from 13 exons. The record is from RefSeq and is a predicted model, not a curated record. NCBI's taxonomy places the organism in Eukaryota, Metazoa, Chordata, Actinopteri, Perciformes, Cyclopteridae.